Molecule: messenger RNA, 1067 nt
Organism: Nicotiana attenuata
Lineage: Eukaryota; Viridiplantae; Streptophyta; Magnoliopsida; Solanales; Solanaceae
Product: vetispiradiene synthase 2-like
Exons: 5
Coding region: 1-1038 (345 amino acids)
Molecular function (GO): terpene synthase activity; magnesium ion binding
Source: RefSeq, a predicted model, not a curated record
AUGAGUAUUGCUAGGAGAGGUCAGGCGAGGCUAUCAGAGAGAGGGGAGACGAGAUCAGGAGAGAGAGAAUAUAGGGAGGCAAGAAGGCCUCGUAGACCGGAGAGAUCUGCUGGUCUUUAUUUUAGAGGCAGGGUGAGACAUAGUAGAGGUUUAGUGGGUCAGCCAGUUCAGUUUGCGCUUCAGGCUUUACUCAGUGAUUCAGGUAUUCAUUGGUCUCAGAGUACCAGUGCCGCACAGUCCCCACAGCCACGUGCGGCUUCGCUUCUGCGUGAGCCCGGACGCUUCUGUGGUCAUGCACGCCUGGGUAAAUUCUCCCUUCUACGGCUCUACUUUUCGCUCCUGCGGUGCGCUGAUGCGGUUAAUUUCAGCAGAUGCGGUCCCAGGCCAAGUAGCCAAAGUUCGCAUAUGCGGACUCCUUCUCGCAAAUGCGGCCCCGCAGAUGCGGUUUCUCGACCGCAGACGCGGAAGUCCUGGCGGAAUCCUUUUAUAUCGAGGAUGAAAGAAAUAGUAAGGAAUUACAACGUUGAGGCGAAGUGGAUUAUUGAAGGAUAUAUGCCACCUGUCUCUGAGUACUUGAGCAACGCAUUAAUAACUAGCACUUAUUACUUGUUAACUACAACGUCCUAUUUGGGCAUGAAAUCUGUUACCAAGAAGGAUUUUGAGUGGUUAGCAAAGAACCCUAAAAUUCUUGAAGCUAAUGUAACAUUAUGCAGAGUUAUUGAUGAUAUAGCGACGUAUAAGGUCGGAAAAAGUGGGGGUCAAAUUGCAACAGGAAUUGAGUGUUACAUGAGAGAUUAUGGUGUUUCUACAGAAGAAGCAAUGAAGAAAUUUCAAGAAAUGGCUGAAAUAGCAUUGAAGGAUGUAAAUGAAGGAAUUCUUAGACCAACUCCAGUCUCUACAGAGAUUUUAACUCGUAUUCUCAAUCUUGCUCGCAUGAUUGACGUCGCAUAUAAGAACAAUCAAAAUGGAUACACUCAUCCAGAGAAAUUCGUAAAGCCUCAUAUUAUUGCCCUACUUGUGGACUCCAUCAAAUUUUAAACUGCCAAUGUUGCUCAUGUUGAGAAAAC